Drosophila mojavensis is the source of this 552-nucleotide messenger RNA. It is a transcript of the gene RpL37A, whose product is annotated as 60S ribosomal protein L37a. Gene Ontology annotation, molecular function: structural constituent of ribosome. The coding region runs from base 96 to 374 and encodes 92 amino acids. The transcript is spliced from 3 exons. The record is from RefSeq and is a predicted model, not a curated record. Gene Ontology annotation, biological process: translation. Gene Ontology annotation, cellular component: ribosome. NCBI's taxonomy places the organism in Eukaryota, Metazoa, Arthropoda, Insecta, Diptera, Drosophilidae.
CUAUAUGCUGUGAGCAAGCGCAGCCUACUUCACGUCAUGGCUUUGACAGGCCGUCUCUUUCCUGUUGAAUUUUUUGACAAAUCAACAACUUAAAAAUGGCCAAGCGCACCAAGAAGGUUGGAAUCGUUGGUAAAUAUGGUACCCGUUAUGGUGCCUCGCUGCGUAAGAUGGUCAAGAAGAUGGAAAUCACGCAGCACAGCAAAUAUACCUGCUCUUUCUGCGGCAAGGAUUCCAUGAAGCGCUCCGUCGUCGGCAUCUGGUCGUGCAAGCGUUGCAAGCGCACCGUUGCUGGCGGUGCCUGGGUCUACUCCACGACCGCUGCCGCCUCAGUGCGCUCCGCCGUGCGUCGUCUGCGUGAGACGAAGGAACAGUAAAAACACAACAAAAUGCUCCGUUACGUUUAGAAGUUCCCGUAGUUUUAUAGACGACACGCAAUUUUUCUGUGGUUUGCGCCGCGCCGGUUGAAAGAAAAGUUCUUGCUUUUACUCUCUAAAAGCAUAAAGUGAAGAAAAAAAUACAAAUAAAAAAAUGGUUUUUACUUUCUAACAGUAA